This is a messenger RNA of Peromyscus leucopus (white-footed mouse), 2325 nucleotides long. It is a transcript of the gene Pnrc2, whose product is annotated as proline rich nuclear receptor coactivator 2. Gene Ontology annotation, biological process: nuclear-transcribed mRNA catabolic process, nonsense-mediated decay. The transcript has 3 exons. Bases 399 to 818 code for a protein of 139 amino acids. The record is from RefSeq and is a predicted model, not a curated record. Gene Ontology annotation, cellular component: nucleus; P-body. Lineage: Eukaryota; Metazoa; Chordata; Mammalia; Rodentia; Cricetidae.
CGCAGCGGCCUCCAUUUUGUCGGUAAAGGCAGGAGAAGGUUGGUCGAAGACGGAACUGUGGUGUGACUCGCUCGUGGGCAGUGUUUGAUCCGUGCAUCGUUUCUCCCUGGGAAGGGAGGGAGGUUUGGGGAUCGAGAGGGAGUCGUCGCGCCGCCGCCGCCCAAACUCGAAGUCGCUAGGACUUCUCUCACACUUGUGUGCUGAGGAGACUCGAUGUUGGCCUCAGCGCCUAGGCUGAAAUCAGCAGAUUGGCUCAUGAAAACUUAUGUAUUGAGACAAAGGAAAGGAUCUAGCCGAAAGCAACAUCUCUUAUCCUGGGCUUGGCAGCAAGGAAGAGGACAAGGAGUGAAGAUCCUGCAAUCUGAAAAGCAGACUGAAAGGUGACAAAGAAGCUCGAGAUGGGAGGUGGAGAGAGGUACAACAUUCCAGCCCCUCAAUCUAGAAAUGUUAGUAAGAACCAACAACAGCACAACAGACAGAAGACCAAGGAUCAGAAUUCCCAGAUGAAGAUCGUUCAUAAGAAAAAAGAAAGAGGACAUGGGUAUGCUCCAUCGGCAGCUGCGUGGCAGGCCAUGCAGAAUGGGGGAAAGAACAAGAGCCUUUCUAACAACCCAAACUGGAAUGCUAGCUUAUCAAGUCCGAGCUUGCUUUUUAAGUCUCAAGUUAACCAGAACUAUGCCGGAGCUAAAUUUAGCGAACCGCCAUCACCAAGUGUUCUCCCCAAGCCACCAAGCCACUGGGUUCCUGUUUCAUUGAACCCUUCAGAUAAGGAAAUAAUGACAUUUCAACUUAAAACCCUACUUAAAGUACAGGUUUAAAAUCCUAAGUACUAAUUUUAAAUUCUGUGAUGUUCAUACGUAGCCAUAAGUUGAUUUGACUUUAGGGAAUUUUUAUAAAAGUGCUAAGUUUACAAGUAUAAGCAGACAUUUGAUUUAUGUCCUGUGUGCACUAUAUUGUAAUAGUGUAGGGAUAGUUUAAUAAUACUUGGUAGUUUUGCUAACUAAAUUCAAGCUUAGAUUUCGGGAACAGUAAUCAGCUUUAUUGUCUAGCAAGAAAACAGGAAAGAAAAAAAAUCAAAUAAGCAUUUAGCUAAGAUAUACAAAGACUCCAAACAAGGUGCACAGUUCAGUUAUGCGUUCUAGGGACACUCAAACUAUAACAUCAUGGGCAUCUUAUAAAAGUUGUACAGUGGUAAAUGUGUAAAGGGCAAUUGGAGCUUAUUAGAAUGAGGCCAAGUAGAUAGCCCAAAAUUUCUUAAAUACAGUUGGUAAGGCAUUUAUACACCAAAUCUUUUCCAAAAACAAAUACUGAAUAGCUUUCAAGUAACAUUUUUAUUCGCUAGCAUCUUCCAUAGCUACUGAGGUGAUCUGGCCUCAUGUCUACAAAGCUUGCUUGAAGCAGGUAGUUAGUUGUGCGUGUGAAAAUUAAAUACGGAAGAAAAGAGCCAUGUAAAUACAUGUAAUGAGCUUGUAACAUAUGUAAAGUUUUUCUGGCCUUUAUUCUACAAAAAGAGACUAUUUUUAGUGUGAAUUUGCUGAAUAUAAGACCAUGAACUGUUUUUUAUACAAUGGCCUAGUUUUAAAGGUCUCCAGUUUUUAAAGAUUGCCCUUGUGCUUAAGUGCCAGUGCAUCGAUGUAAUUGAUGUGAUUGUGACCCAUACAAAGUCAAUUUAUUGUAUUAAGUUUUAAUAUUGAAAGGCUUUAAGCUGCAAUUGCGUUUCCUGUUUUAAAAAAGAAAUGUAAGAUGCAGCAUAAGAUUCUCUCCCUGACCUUUUUAAACCCAAAGACUCAUUUUGGCUUUAUCAAAUUCUGCAAGCAACUGAUGAUUAAGUGUGACCCAGGAUUAAUUUAUGCAAAGUAAUCUUUAGCACGUUUAACCCGAAGAGCAAGUUACUUUUCAGUGCUUAUAAGCAAAGUAGCCAAUUUGUAUUUCCUCAAUUAAGUUCAGACCAGAUACCUCCCAAAUCAAAUAUUGAGUAUCCUAAAGGACAAGUUCAUAAAAUUAUGAUCUGAUUUUGAAGCAUGAAAUUCAGAAAUAAAACUUUUUCCCCCCCAGUAGGUCGUUUUCAUUUAAAUGAUUUGUGGCUGCCUAAUCUUGGAUAUGACUGUUAACCUGUGAGGCUACUGCUUUGCUUACUGUUUGUAAAUCGAGCCUUACUCCUGAGACAGGGUCUCUGAACCAUGAGAUUAAAGGUGUGCACCCAGCUUAGACUAAACUUCCUGUCCUACAGUGCUAACAGCAAAAAAAACGAAACCAAAACAACUUGUGUGACCUUACAAAUGUUAAGUUUAAGACAGUUUAAUAAAAAUUUUCCCCAUUUCGCGA